AUGAAAAUGGCGAAAGUUGUUGAUGCUGACUACCACACCGCUGAAGAUAACAUAAACACUAAUAACAGUGAAGAAGCAAGAAGUGGUCAAGAUGAAGGUGAACUUAAAGUCAAGAUUAUAUGCUUGGGUGAUAGUGCUGUCGGAAAAUCAAAGUUGAUGGAAAGAUUUCUCAUUGAUGGCUACAAACCUCAUCAGUCAUCUACCUAUGCUCUCACUCUCUAUCAGUAUGACACUGAGGUUGAUGGACAAAAAGUGGCUGUAGCAGCAAACAGCUGUCAGUCACCGCCUGCAGUUCCUCGCAAUGUGGCCCUGGCCAUCGCACCUAUAACACACGACCCCACCACAGGGGCUGGGCCCCUGAGACGGUCUCUCAUCACUCGGUGUGGACUGUGCAGCGGCGACUACUGCGAACACCAACCAAUUUGCAUACGGCCAAGUUCGCCUCUCGCCAAUCCUCACAGCUACGAGAUCGCGUUUCCCAUAAGACCGACUUACCGUAAUGGCGGUGUUUCUUCCUUCGGAUCAAUUACUGCCCUGCACGCCAGACACAAACGAACCCUCUUAUGUCGAGAGCUAAGGUUAGUCUCACUUUCAUGUCCACAUGUUUAUUAUAUCAAAUACUGA
Molecule: messenger RNA, 624 nt
Organism: Acanthosepion pharaonis
Lineage: Eukaryota; Metazoa; Mollusca; Cephalopoda; Sepiida; Sepiidae
Source: the annotation of a GenBank genome assembly